Molecule: messenger RNA, 1010 nt
Organism: Ostrinia nubilalis (European corn borer)
Lineage: Eukaryota; Metazoa; Arthropoda; Insecta; Lepidoptera; Crambidae
Exons: 6
Coding region: 73-864 (263 amino acids)
Source: RefSeq, a predicted model, not a curated record
ACAACCGGUUUAGAUUGCAGGAAUUUUCAAUUUUAGUUUUGAUUUACACAGAUACUUACAUUGUUUUCUGAAAUGCAAGCUGAAGAAGUGGAGAGCGGUCUCUUUACUCCAGAAAAUAUAAAAUGUGUUGAGAUCAACAAUUUUGCCUCCACCCCAAAGCAUGAAAAGAAUUUUGUGAACGGUUUACAAAACGCUCGGCAACUGCUAGAAGGAUUGCAACGGAGCCUUGCCAAAACCAGCAAGUAUGAAGAUCAGAUGUUGCGCUGCAAGUCCACUCAUGCGCAUUCGCACGCUUACUGGUGGGACAGCGACUUCUCGGAGAAGGAGCCCAAGAGUUCCAAAAUAGAGAUAAAACCAAGAAGUCACGUCAACUUAGCAGAACCUUGGUCUACCACUAGCAUCGUUUGCCUGCAGUACCAGUACGAAGAGUUAUCAAAGCGCUACGAAUCCUUACUUCAAUCCUACCACGAUCGAUGCGCGGCGGUUGGCGAGCGCGACGAAGCGCUGGGCCGCCUGCGCCGCCGCGUCAGAGAUGCGUACGCGCAUCUAACUCAGGCGCAUCGCACGCUCAUCGCUGUGGGGGACAAGUAUUUGGAUCUAAGCCGAAGGAAGCGGACGCAAAAGAACAAAUACGAACUGAAGAUUAAGCAUCUGAAAGCGACAGUACGGGGCGUGAUGGCCAUGUGCGAGCACUCCAGGCUUCAGCUCGACACCACCAUCGCUCGAUACCUGGAGACCGAGGGAGAGGCUCCUAAUGCCCAGUUGUUGGCCGAGAUAAGAAAAUGCAAUCUUCUCUUCUUGGAAAACUUGAGACUCAAAGCCCAGAUAGAAAAGUUGUCACCAGGCGAAGCUUUUUCGAAAUAACUUUAGAACCUUAAGUUUCAGAAACCUAUCGUAUUUUAGGAGUUUUACAUGUAAGUAAUUUAGAAUUGCCUAACAUAUUAUAUCGUAGUUUGUUAAUGUUAUUUAAGUAUUAUUACCGUAAUAAAACGAUAACUUUACGUUUUCGA